Molecule: messenger RNA, 912 nt
Organism: Rodentolepis nana
Lineage: Eukaryota; Metazoa; Platyhelminthes; Cestoda; Cyclophyllidea; Hymenolepididae
Source: the annotation of a GenBank genome assembly
AUGAACUGUUUUCAAAUCCAUUAUAAUGCCGUUAUUUACUUUUAUAGGCAAAUCUCCCAAUUCCCCGAUGUAGGUAAAACAUAUAGCAGUGUCGAAAGCUUCAACUCAGAAGCAUCGAGAGAAUCCCUAUCCACAAGCAAAGACAGUCAUCAGUCUUCCCUCUGCUAUUCCAAUGACAAACCUCCUCCGGUAGCCAACAGGAACUCAGUUCGCAGCCAAUCUGCUCACACUCGCCCAAUUAAAACUCAGCCAGAACUACCACCUUCAAUUAGUGGAAGGCAAGGAGUGACUAGCAUAUACUCAAAUGAUUUAGAUGAAUGUUCCUCAAUGGAAAUUAUUCGACAACCUCCGAUUCUCAGCGGAAUUAAUAGUAAUACAAGUACGCCACAGAGAACAGUAUGCACUCCUGUUGGCAUAUCGCAAACGGCGCCAAUAAGCGAUUACUAUGCCAACGCCUUUGAGAACGGCUUUCAAAUGAUAGGCCCAACGUGCCCACCGGCUCCCAACCCAGCCCAUUAUUUUCAAGCUUACCUCCCCCAAUCACAUUUCAAUGCUACCUUUUCAGAUGGUCAAAUCUACGACCAACCUCCCCCUCCCACUCCAACCGAAACUAACAAGCAGAUUACUCGGAACGGAAAUCAUCAUCAAAAGCCAUCUCAAAGACUGUAUGAAGGGAUCUCAUACAGAAUGAUCCCUCCUAUGCCUCCUGCAACCGCUCCAGCAUCCCGCAAACGUUUUGGUAGAAGUAACUAUGAAAGUGGAGAUCUGAGUUUUGAUGAUACUGAGGAAGAUGAUGAUGAUGUAGAGAACGGAAAGGGUGGCACACUUUCAAGGAGAAAGCCAGUUCCACCGAUGGGUAUUCUUGUGAAUCAGUACUCGCGUGAGAGUCUCCAUUUUGUAAGUAUUUGUUAA